AUGGUUCGUAGGCUUGACAAAGUAGGGUGGCGCCGAAUCAUCCUCGGCUUCGGACCAUCAUGGUUUGUGAUGACGAUGGGCACCGGGGUUGUGGCCAUUCUCCUCUCCGUGAUCCCAUUCCAGGCGAGAUGGCUCUACUAUCUCUCCAUCAUCGUCUUUUUGUUAAAUGUGGUGCUGUUUGUUUUGGCUUCUCUGCUGACCGUCCUGCGAUAUGCGAUGUAUCCCCGGGCUUGGGCGUUAAUGAUGCAUAACCCCGUGGACCUGUUGUAUCUGGCUACUUUGCCGAUAGGCUUCGCGACGUUGAUUGAGAUGUGGGUUUUCAUAUGCGUUCCGGCUUGGGGAUACUGGGCGACAAUUCUGGCUUGGGUGCUCUGGAUGAUUGAUACAGCUGUGUCAGUCGUGACGACUCUUUUUGUGACAUUUCAAUUAAUCUGUCAGCCACACACAGACUCCCUUGAUAAGAUCACCGCGGUCCAGAUCAUCCCCAUAGCCGCCACAAUUGUCGCCGCGGGAGUUGGUGCCGAGAUCUCUGGUGAUCUCUCGAGUAUCACGCAUACGCGAGGCACAAUAAUAACAUCAUAUGUACUUUGGAGUCUUGGAAUGUCGAUGGCUUUAAUGAUCCUUGCAAUAUACUACCAUCGAUUAAUAUUGCAUCAGUUACCCCCAAAGGAGUUGACGAUGAGUUGUUUCUUGACCCUUGGGCCUGUUGGCUUCGGAGGCUUUGGUAUCAUGUACUUGGGAAAGGUGUCCCUAACCGCCUUUGAUGCGACCAACUCCUUCUAUCCCCUGGCCGGUGAAAUCUCUUACGUUAUGGGCCUGAUUGUAGCUUUGGGUCUGUGGGGUUUCGGCCUCCUGUGGUUGGUAAUUGCGUUUGCGACAAUUCUCAAGUCUUAUCCUAUUCCGUUCAACAUGAGUUGGUGGGCGACGACAUUUCCAUUUGGUGUGUUCUGCAUCAAUACGAUUCAGAUUGGCAAAGAGCUUGAGUCGAUGUUCUUCAAGGUGCUUGGGACGGUACUGAGUGUCAUUGUGGUAUGUUUUUGGAUGGUCACAUUCGCGGGCACUAUUCGUGAGGUUUGGCAUGGGCAUGUGUUCCAUGUCCCGUAUUUGGAUGAGCUGCUCUUAGAGGAUAGAAAUAGCGAUAGACUUGAGGAAUGA
Molecule: messenger RNA, 1155 nt
Organism: Aspergillus melleus
Lineage: Eukaryota; Fungi; Ascomycota; Eurotiomycetes; Eurotiales; Aspergillaceae
Product: TDT family transporter
Exons: 5
Coding region: 1-1155 (384 amino acids)
Biological process (GO): transmembrane transport; sulfite transmembrane transport
Cellular component (GO): plasma membrane
Molecular function (GO): sulfite transmembrane transporter activity
Source: RefSeq, a predicted model, not a curated record